Messenger RNA from Chenopodium quinoa (quinoa), 2482 nucleotides. RefSeq names its product trihelix transcription factor ASR3-like. Lineage: Eukaryota; Viridiplantae; Streptophyta; Magnoliopsida; Caryophyllales; Amaranthaceae. The coding region runs from base 989 to 2164 and encodes 391 amino acids. The transcript is spliced from 3 exons. The record is from RefSeq and is a predicted model, not a curated record.
AUAUCUUUCCCUUAAAAAAAAGUACAAUAAUAUCCUCUAGUAAAUUGAAAAUACAUUGAAUUAUACUCAAAUAAUUUACAAAGUAGCUAGAUUAUUGUUUUUGUUUUAUUUGAUUGAAACAAAACAAUUUUUCCAACUUACAAAUGAUAAUGCAUUUUGGUGUGUUGACCGCUGUAUGGCCGCUCUUAAAAGAACAAAAUAAUCUCUAUAACACUAAUUAAAUUACCUCCAUAACAUUGACUGAGUAGCCCCUCUAACACUGGCCAACCACAUGUAAGAAUUUGUGUAUUGUUUAUUUACUUUGUUUAUUUAUCGUUUUUUUCCCCCUGUUUUAUAAGUAAAAAAAUUCAAGGAAAGGUAAAUUAAACUUGAAAACAUGGAAAAUGAGUCAAAAAAAGAAGAAAGUGAAGGGGAUAAGAAAGGGAGGAAUAUAAGGUAAAUAAGUAAAGAGAAGAUAAUUAAGAUAUAUGGUACUAUGAAGAAAGUAAACCCCAAUUGGGGCUAUCUCUCAAAUAAAGAAAUAAAUCCCCCAUAUUAGUAUUUAAUUAAUUAAAUUAAUUACAAUAAUUAUCAACAAUCAAUUAGGUAUUGACAAGUCCCCACAUAGUCAUACGCAAUACUCUCCUCUCUAAUCUCCAUAAUCAAUAUUAGGGAAGAGAUUAGCAAACUUAAUUACCAAUAUAUUAUACUUAAAUACCUCCCACCGUCCUAAUUCAUUUUAGGAGUCUCCUCUCAACAACCCUUCAAAUUUCAACACCCCUUCGAUCUUCCUUUUAUUUUUAAUUCAAUUUUUAUUAAUUAAUAAACAAAGAAUUAUUUAGGGUAAAUAAAUUGGGGAGGAGGGUAGAGACACUGGAAUUUAGGGGUUUGUUUUUUCUGUAACGGGAUUGCCCUCUAGAUUCCAAGAACGGUGUUUGCUUUAUAAUUCCGUCCCAAAAAAUAGUGUCACUUGUGAGAUAACUCGGCCAAGGAUUCUUCAUUGAAUUCAAUGGCUCAGCAACCAAAUAACGAUAACACCAACAUUAACAAUGAUGAUGAUGAGGAAGAGGAGGUGGUUACGCUAUCAGUGACACCGUCAAAGGCAGUCGUUGACGUUGACUUUAACAACAACACCGGGGACGAAGGCGGAGGAGGAGGAGGAGGAAGCGUAGGAGGAGGAAUAAAGGCGGCGAGGUUGCCGAGGUGGACGAGACAGGAAAUACUCGUACUUAUUCAAGGAAAACGGGUGGCUGAGAAUAGAGUACGCCGAGGAAGAAGUGCGGUGUCGUGUGAUAGUAGUCAAGGACAACAACAACAAGUGGAACCAAAAUGGGCAACAGUGUCAUCUUACUGUAAGAGACAUGGAGUGAACAGGGGUCCUGUUCAGUGUAGAAAAAGAUGGAGUAAUUUAGCAGGUGAUUUUAAGAAGAUUAAAGAAUGGGAAUCUUUGGUUAAAGAUGAGGCUGAUUCUUUCUGGUUGAUGCGUAAUGAUUUGAGAAGAGAGAAGAAAUUACCUGGUUUCUUUGAUAAAGAAGUUUUUGAUAUUCUCAACAACAACAACAACACUGCUACUGCUACUUGUUCUGGUUCUGAAUCAUUACCACCUGACUCAAUUGUCGAACCGCUCUUUGACAGUGGCAGGAGUGCUGCUGCUGAUGACGGGUUAUUCUCCGAUUUCGAACCUACACACCCGCAGCAGCAGCAGCAGCAGGAUGAUGAAAUUAUGGGUGAUAAUGAUAAUCAAGUUGAGGUUGAGAUUAAGGUUGAACCUCAACCUCUUUUGCUGUCUUCUCCUAAUACUACAACUACUACUAUUCCGGCUCCUACUCCUAUUUCUGAGAAGCGGUACCAGCCUAAGACUGCAGAAGUCACACCUCCAGGAUCUGCAGGAAGAAAUAAUGAGAAGCAACAAGACAGGAUAAAUGUUGAAAUUGGAUCAACAUCUCGUGAGGGAAGAAAGCGAAAACGGUUUAUGGACAAAGAUGAUAAUAACAACAAUGGUGAGCAGGAUGAAUUAUGUCAAGUGUUGGAGAAGAAUGGAAGAAUUCUAAGUGCUCAACUGGAUGCUUACAACAUUAAUCUGAAACUUGACAGGGAAGAACGUAGAGAUCAUGCUAAUAGCUUAGUUGCUGUUCUCAACAAGCUAGCUGAUUCUUUGGGAAGGAUUGCAGAUAAGCUGUCGUAGUAGCUCAGUUGCUCGCCUCGAUCUCGAUUUCUUCUUGUCUGAUUGCCUUGAAAAUGGCGACAUAAUGUAUAUAAGUGAACUACACUCAGCUCCCAUGCAUUCUACAUUACUACAUACACUUCUAGUUGGCGAUGAUGGAUAGGAUUAUCAGAAUAUCUAGAGAGUUUGAUUGAUGAUUUAAUUUGCGUCUUUUAGUUUGAUUUAAUAUUUUAUCCUUAGCUUCGUUCUUUCUACAUACAGUGCACAACAGCAUUUAAGUACUCUGUUAUGCAUCAUAAUAUGAAAUAAUAUGCCGGUGAUUACAUACUUUUUUUCCUU